UUCCUCCAGGCCGCCAACGCCUGCAGAUACUGGCCCAAAGGGCGCGGUAUCUUCCAUAAUAAGAAUAAGACUUUCCUUGUAUGGUGCAAUGAAGAAGAUCAUCUUCGCAUCAUUUCCAUGCAAAACGGCGGCAACGUUGGACAGGUUCUCGAGCGCCUGAUCAAAGGAGUCAAAACCAUCGAAGCACAAGCUCCAUUCUCUCGUGAUGACCGUUUGGGAUGGCUCACUUUCUGCCCAACAAAUCUAGGAACCACUGUUCGCGCCUCAGUUCACAUUCGCUUACCAAAGAUCUCUGCCAAGCCCGAUUUCAAAAAGAUCUGUGAUGAUCUCAAGCUCCAGAUCCGUGGUAUCCAUGGAGAGCACUCUGACUCAGAAGGUGGUGUCUAUGACAUAUCGAACAAGGCUCGACUUGGUCUUACCGAGUAUGAAGCUGUGAAGCAGAUGUACGACGGUAUAAAGCACCUUAUCGAGCUGGAGAAGAAGGCUUAA
Messenger RNA from Cylicostephanus goldi, 489 nucleotides. The record is from the annotation of a GenBank genome assembly. NCBI's taxonomy places the organism in Eukaryota, Metazoa, Nematoda, Chromadorea, Rhabditida, Strongylidae.